UCUCUCUCUCUCAUUAUCUCUCUCUCCCUCUUCCUCCGUUCCUCUCUCUUUCACUCUACAUGCUGCGGACUUUUUGGGAUCUGAGUAGGGCGCGAAUGCACACGAGUACGACGCGCAGAUAGGAGCAGAGAAACGAGCAGCCGGAUAAAGUAGGCGGGUGGGCGAGCGAGCGAGCGAAGGCGCGCGCGUGCUACGUCUCGCCGCGUGAGGGCUGAGAGCGACGACGUAGCGUGUUUCUCUAGCGAGCGACGAGAGAGCGGAGAGAGAGAGAGAGAGAAAGAGAGAGGGAGAGAGAGAGACACGAGAGCGGCAUGGAGACACUCGAGUCGAGCCGCAUGUGCCGCCUCUGCGGCCAGCAGUCCGGUAUAUCUAUCAACAUCUUCGACGAGAAUGAGAACCACGUCAGGAAAAUCAACGCGAUGCUGCCGAUCAUGGUGCACGAGAUGGACUUGCUGCCGAAGCACAUGUGCCACCGGUGCAGCUACAAGCUGGAGGAGUUCCACAAGUUCUACAUGGACUGCCUGAAGACGGACACGGCGCUGAAGAGCCAGCUGUCGUGGAUGCGCAAAGGCUGCGGCAGCCGGGAGAAAGUCGGCGUGCCGAUGGUGCACAUCGAGAACGUGAACAUCAAGACGGAGCCGUUGGACUACGACGUGUACGAGCUGGAGCCGAUAGUCGAGAACCUCGACUACAUCAACUCGAUGGCGAACUCGGUGGCGUUCCCGGCCGGCUGCAUUCGCGAGGGCUUGACGUACGCGGCGUUCUCGCACUGCCGAUGUUGCUGUGAUAAGGACCAAAGCAGACGGAGGACCACGGAACGGCUGUGCCGGAAUUACGAGGGCUCCGUGUGCUCCAGGCGCGCCGAGAUCGCGGAGGACCCACGACGGAGGACGGCCCUCGAGAGUGCCAGGUUAUGCUCGGCUAAGAGGAAGGUGUUGGCACGCGCCGCGCUUCAGGAUCGGGACCACCUGUCGCGCCUCAACACCAUGGAGGAGACGCGAGUUCACCUGACUAGGACGGAAACAAAGGACCUGCCCGCUCUGAACACACGGGAUCGUUCCCGCGGUAGCAGGUACGCGACGGUUGCUGAAACCACCUUCCAAGCGGCCGAUUUCUCCAAGAGCACCGUGGUGAGGAAUCUGAGGCCCAGGAUAAAUUUGGUGAACUACGCGCUGAACAAGAAGAAAGUAUUCCGUGUUCCGGAGAACAAGCCGGACAUCACCGACUCGAACGUGACCCCUACGUCGGGCUUGGAGCUGACGCGGCAGAUCAAGGUGGAGCAGCUGGACGAGCUGGAGGGACGCACCUUAAGACCGAGGAAGAACGUCGUGGAUUAUCGCGGGCCGAAGAGGAAGAGUACGACGCCGGAACUAGCGCGUCACGAACAGAGGAAGGACUCGCUGUCGUAUCGCGCGAAGAGACGCAAACUGGACGACGUGGCUCGGAGUUCGAAGCUGCAGUCGAAGGGCAAGGAUACAUCAGAAGUUCUCAAGUUGAAGAUAAAGCAGGAGGUUUUGGACGACCGGGAUGACGUGGUCCUCGGCGAAACGACCAGCGUGACGUCAGUGGAGGGCCGCGCGAAAAUCGCCGACUUGCCGGCCGACUGUACGGUGAAAAUGUUGGUGACCGACGUCGGUGUGAAUCCGCGGGACAACGUGAACUACUUUGGAACGAACCGACAAGCCGAGGGCGAGUUCCGGCCGGCCAAGAAGAAGCCGGCCGUCGCCAGUGGUGACAAGAAUAAGUCGAAGAAGAUCGGUCGCUUCUCCACGGCGAAUUAUUCACCCAAGUGUCUGAGGAGUCAGGACGCCUACCUGAGGAGCGGCAAGACGCGGAAGUACGACUACGUGGAAUGGUCGAUGAAGAGGCUGCGCACGAGGAAGCUGAUGGACGCGGUCGCGAAGAACGCGAAGAAGGUGCCGGCGAUGCUGAAGCUGGCCGAGAGCAUCAAGCAUUAUUGCGAGACUUGUAACGUUAGCUUCAUGAACAUGGAGCUGUUCAAGCUGCAUGCGUGCUACUACGAUUGAUUUUCUCUCCGUGAUCGUGUGAUUCUCAAGCCCAUCUGGUCAUCAAAGGCGCCCGAAGGAUGCCGGGAGAUUCAAGAGAGCGACUCUUUCCUAAAACGAAACGGAGACGCUCGAUAGCGUGAGAGAACUUCGCGACGAAUAGUAGACGGUCGUCAGGAAGAUGAGAGAGUUUUCGUGUAAUCGAGAGUGCACGCAUAUACAUGUACACGCAUAUAUAUAUAUAUAUAUAUAUAUACGCAGAUGGUGUUGAGGGUCUCUAUUAUCCGGAUAUUUGGUUCUCGCAGUGGGAAAGGUUCUGCUUACGUUCAGGUAUCUAGGAGAUGACGGGACGGUUGUCCCGGAAAAUGUGUGCCUGUCCCUGAAAAUUUUGUAAAUUUAAGGUAUUCCCGGUAACAAUAUUGACUUGCGUGACAAGUAAUUUUUUUUUCAUUUUCUUUGAUCUUUAUCCGACAAAAUCGGGUAACGAUUUGGAACUUCUAGCGUAAUACUGGAGUGGGAAAUCAUGUAUUCUUUGUGUACAUGAUGUAUUUUUUAUUUGUACAUGAUAUAUUAUUACCGUUAUUUUGGCAACCGUUCGUUAUGUACAAAGACAUGUACACGCUUAUAUAUCUUAUUUACGAUGCAUCAAGCUAUGACAAUUGUUGCGACAUACGCUUAAGAUUUUAUGUAGUGAUACACGAAUCGCCUUCAAAGAAUAACAAUAUGAAUAUAUAUACAUAUAGAUAUAUAGAGAUAUAUUUUAUGAGAAACGCAAGAAAAAAUAUAUAUAUGUACCGAAAUCGCGAGAGACAAAACCAUGUGAUAUGUUGUAGAAAAAUAACGACUGAUUUUUUGGAGAACCUUCGCGAUGUUCAAAUCGACGGACGAUAAUCAUUGAAUACUUUACACUGUUCCGAAAUUUUCUAUGUCAAUCUUGACGUGCGAAAUAAAAAAUCGUAUAAUAUAUAUGUGAAUAUAUACAUAUAUAUAUAUAUAUAUAUAUAUAUAUAUAUAUGAAUGAAUGGUUCUGUAUUUGACACUGAACUAUAAAGAGCUUACAGUUAUAAGAAAAAUAUCAAUUUUUUUCAAAAGAAAUUUUGUGAAAAUAAUCCUCCAAUUGCACGGUCAAUCUAUGAUCAAGUAACUGAGUAUACUAUCAUUUUAAUAUUGCUACAUCACGAGAUAUAAUAAUUAACUGAUAUUUUUGUAUCACAAUCGAUUCACAAUUGCUUAUUGCGACAUUAGCCGCGUUAAUUUAUGCGAUCUUUAAUUAUUGCAAGGUGUUUCUCCGAAUUAUUCGUCUGUUAACACACAAAUAAAAAAACAGAGAUUGUUAUCUAGUAGAUAUAUCUUUCUCAUAUCAUUGAAUUAAUUAAUAAAUGUUAUAUAAUUGUA
This is a messenger RNA of Dinoponera quadriceps, 3401 nucleotides long. RefSeq lists its product as uncharacterized. The transcript has 2 exons. Gene Ontology annotation, molecular function: zinc ion binding. NCBI's taxonomy places the organism in Eukaryota, Metazoa, Arthropoda, Insecta, Hymenoptera, Formicidae. The record is from RefSeq and is a predicted model, not a curated record. Bases 312 to 2027 code for a protein of 571 amino acids. Gene Ontology annotation, cellular component: nucleus.